This is a messenger RNA of Melopsittacus undulatus (budgerigar), 4139 nucleotides long. Its product is annotated as acyl-CoA 6-desaturase. Bases 238 to 1572 code for a protein of 444 amino acids. The transcript is spliced from 12 exons. The record is from RefSeq and is a predicted model, not a curated record. Gene Ontology annotation, cellular component: membrane. Gene Ontology annotation, biological process: lipid metabolic process. Gene Ontology annotation, molecular function: oxidoreductase activity, acting on paired donors, with oxidation of a pair of donors resulting in the reduction of molecular oxygen to two molecules of water. NCBI's taxonomy places the organism in Eukaryota, Metazoa, Chordata, Aves, Psittaciformes, Psittaculidae.
GUGCGGGAGGAGCAGCGUAGGGGGCACUUCCGAGCAGGCGGUGGAGCGGGGAGACGGCGGGGGCCGGGAAAGCGACAGACAAAGAGGAGGGAGGACAUGAGCGAAGGGAGAGAGCAGGGGAUCAGCUGAGUUAAACCACGCAGCAAACGCGUUCCUGCGGAGAGCCAGGGACAGGUUGCGUGUGUCCCCUCUACACCCUUUCUUUUUGGGCGAGAAGACAAAGCAGCAAGUGGCUCCAUGGGGAAAGGUGGGGAGAAAGGAGGGGGGUCGGGGGAGCCGGAGGCGCAGCUCCGCUUCUACACCUGGGAGGAGAUCCAGAAGCACAACCUGAGGACGGACAAGUGGCUGGUGAUAGAGCGAAAGGUUUAUAAUAUCACCAAGUGGGCAAAAAGACACCCGGGGGGUCAGCGAGUGAUCAGCCACUGGGCCGGCGAAGAUGCCACGGAUGCAUUCCAGGCUUUUCACAUCAAUCCCACCUUGGUGCAGAAGUUUCUCAAGCCAUUACUUAUUGGAGAGCUUGCUCCAGGGGAACCUAGCCAGGAUCGAGACAAAAAUUCCCAGCUGGUGGAGGAUUUCCGGACUCUGAGGAAGACGGCAGAAGACAUGGACUUGUUCAGAGCAAAUCCUUUGUUCUUCUCUCUUUACUUGGGCCAUAUUAUUGUAAUGGAAGUGUUGGCUUGGUUAAUGGUUUCAUACUUUGGUAAUGGCUGGAUCACAACCCUCAUCCUCUCCUGCAUCCUUACAACUUGCCAGGCGCAGGCAGGGUGGCUGCAACAUGAUUUUGGACACCUCUCUGUCUUUAAGAAGUCUUCCUGGAACCACAUCGUCCACAAGUUCGUCAUUGGACACCUGAAGGGUGCCUCUGCAAACUGGUGGAACCAUCGUCACUUCCAACACCAUGCCAAGCCCAACAUAUUCAAGAAAGACCCAGAUGUGAACAUGCUGCAUAUUCUUGUCCUUGGAGAUACACAGCCUGUUGAGUAUGGUAAGAAGAAGCUGAAGUACCUGCCUUACAAUCACCAGCACGAGUACUUCUUCCUCAUCUUCCCACCCCUGCUCAUCCCUGUGUAUUUCCAAAUCCAAAUCAUCUCGACCAUGAUCAAGCACAGGUUCUGGGCGGACCUAGUCUGGGCCAUCAGCUACUACAUACGCUACUUCAUCACAUACAUCCCAUUCUAUGGCGUUCUGGGAUCCCUGUUUCUCCUCACUUUUGUCAGGUUUCUGGAGAGUCACUGGUUUGUGUGGGUCACGCAGAUGAAUCACAUUCCAAUGGAAAUUGAUUCCGAAAAGCACAGAGACUGGCUUAGCUCUCAGAUGGCAGCCACCUGCAAUAUUGAGCAGUCCUUCUUCAAUGACUGGUUCACCGGACACCUGAAUUUCCAAAUUGAGCACCACCUGUUCCCAACAAUGCCACGGCACAAUUUCUGGAAGAUAAAACCUUUGGUGCAGUCAUUAUGUGCCAAGUAUGGAGUCCAGUAUGAGGAGAAGCCUCUUGGAAAAGCAUUUGUAGACAUCGUUGGGUCCCUAAAGAAAUCUGGAGAUCUAUGGCUGGAUGCCUACCUCCAUAAAUGAACAUGAAUCUUAAUGGGGAGGUGUGAGUGACAGGGAGGGACAGGGGUGUAUGGGGGGGAAUCACACACACGUCUUUUACUCUCAGAUCUCAGUCUAUAUCUACGUGCACAGUUGGAGGGGAGUUUCCUGUCUUGGCAGCUGCUACUGGGGAUGGGCUCAGGCAACCAGUUUAAUCCAGACAGAUCUAAAAUGUGCUUCAGAGAAGGAAAAGUGAUGCCAGUAUUGCACAAAAUGGAAGGUUGGGAGAGGAUGGAGAGAAGAAGUAUUUAAAAAAGGGGCAUUAAUAUCCAACCUUCACCUUCUGUUCAUAAAAUUCAUUCUAAUUCUACCUAAACCACACAAGCCCCUGGUUCAGACACUCUUAAUGAGUGUUGUUAUGCUUCAGUCAGCAUUUGCAAUCCAAGGACACCCCAGUCAGCUUCUGCCUCUUUCCUCUUUCCCACUUCUGUGUAUAAGAAUUGCUCAGGCAAGAGUUUCAUUUUGUCAUCAAGGAUCCAUGCUCACCGUCACUACAGGGAGCUCAGGUGGGCUGUGAUGCCCAUCAGCCCUGCCCAGAGCCCAGCUUCCUCCUUUCUCUCUCUCCUUCCUUUCUCUAAUCACUUUAGUAAAAGCUGUGAUACUGACCCUGCACAACUAAUGUCUAACCACCUCUCAGCAGGGUUAAUAUAGCUGUAUUUUUACAACCAGCCCCUAUUUCUGGGGGUCCAUGGAAGAUCUUGGGGCUUAAACAGCAAAAUGUCUCUUUUAGGAGACAUUGCCUCUUUAAUGAGCACCAGCUCUGGCAUAGCAUUAUGGUUGUCAGUAAAUCUCACAAAAGACCAACAUAAAUCAUAGAAGGAAAACCUCCUAAUUGGGGGUGAUGGCUCCAGUGUAACCACAAAUGGUCUUUUCGCACCAGAGCAGUUCAGUGUGCUGCAGAACACCAUGGUUCUGCCUGCCUGCACAUGCCUGGCACAGCCCAAGCCUGUUUCUGCUUGUCAGAGGCCAGCAGUUUACCCCUCUCUUGGGAACAAUCAGCCAAGGAAAGGAGUUCUCCCUUCAAAGGGAGUUGCUGCCCAGCCCUUUGACCUGGCCCUUCUGAAACCAGGACUGACCAGGCUGUGCUGGUGGUAUGAAACCUUCUGGAGAGCCCUUUAACACACUGUCUAAAACUCUGUUUUCUGCCCUACCCCUAACUGCCAAAAUCCACUCAUGGCUUAUCAGGAGAUGUGGUUUAACAGCUUCCAGGUGCUUCUCUAACAGGAAACUUGAUCCCAAGGAAAUCAAGGGCUUUAGACUCAACUGUAAUACAACAAAAUACACAUACCCAUUAGCUCAUGCUAAAGGGCCAUGGUUUCAAAAGCAGUCUCCAGUUACAACAGCUGCCUCUUUGCUCACUCAAAACACACAAUAGGGAUACUCAAGUUAGGAGUUUGCACGCCUCAUUGCUUUGCUCAGCUCUGAAACUGGAUCUUCUCCAUCAAACCCUUGAAUGCUAACAGAGUCCCACAGAAUCAGCAAGAUGCUUCUUGAAGAGAGACGACUUGCAAAACUGGAGCCAGCCACUUCAAACAAUAAGUGGAUUCCCCCCCACCCUCUUUGGAGGAUAAGAUGAAAUGAUAUCUUUACUUAUAGAUAGGAAACUCAUAGGCAGGACUAUGAGUUUCAGCUAACAAGUAAUACUUAAGGUUUGUAGAGAGCAUAUUCUGGUGUUCUCACCCACCCCUAAGCUGGCAAUACCUGAAUAUCACUAGGAAUGGUUACUAGGAAAGCUACUGCCCCUGGGUGUCUGAAGCUCAAACAGACUUUGAGCAAAUUAUAGAAUUGAUUUCUAAUAUCAUAAACAAUAACAUCCUUCUGGAUGCUGUGAUAUCCCAGGCAGCUAGUAAUAAGCUAGCCUGGAAUUGUGGCUAACAUGAAGACUGCCUUAAUACAUGCAUCUCUUUCUGACUCCUUGAAUGUAUCUGUCUCUGCUCCAGCAAGGAUGCCCACAAGCACACUGUAGCAUCAGUGUGCAAUCUUUUAAGUAUUCAGUUUAUUUUUCUGACAGUUCAUACUUUUUCACCCCUCCAGUUCUUGUUUCUUAAUACAGAUGCCUCUUCCUCCUUAGCACUGUCUCCUCUUCUCUCUCUUACCUUUCUUCAUGGGAAACUGCUUUUUAUACCUAGAGAAACUGGUAACUAUAGCCUGGGUAAAGAGUCCUGCUUUAGCAGCUUGGCUUUGUUGCUUGCCACUGACCAGUCUACUCCAAGGACUGGUUUUCUGCUAUAAACCCAGAAGAACGCCCAGCACAACAGCCUGGCCUAAUAGAAGACAGCAACUGCUACUGAUGAUGGCUGGAAAAACUUGAAACCUUGAAGGAGAGCAACCAUGCUGCAAGGAUCUGCAGAAGGAAAGACCAGCUCUUAAAUGGGCAUUUUUUCCCAAGACCUUAGCAGAAGGUUCCAAAGGGAAGAAAGGGGGGGACAGGAAAGAUCUUGGUAUUAACUUUCCCCCAGCUAUUUGCUUCUUUCAGACUCUUGAAGAAUUCCCUUUCCAUGAAAAACGUUCAGUUGCUCAAAUCCAGAAAUAAAAGCUGUGCAAUGUAA